AGAGAGGCUUUAUCAGGCUUUAUUAACCGGAAUCCAACAGCGAAUUUGUUACAUUUGUCAGUAAUUGAGUUCUGUAGUAAGGACUACGCAGUUUUAAUAUUAGUACCCUCGAUUAGAAUGUUCUAAAGUUUCACGCAACGAAACAGAUUAUUAAGUACAUUAAAAAUGAUCCGUCUUCUUGUCUGUUUGUGCGCUGUCACAGCGUUGACUAAUGCUGAAUUUAUCAGGAUUCCAUUGCAUAAAAUGGACACUGUCCGAAGUCAGUUGAAAGAAUAUAAUACAGAACUUGCACAAGUACGUCUUGGAUAUUCAUCGGUUGCUGUACCAGAGCCUCUUUCCAACUACCUUGAUGCUCAAUAUUACGGAUUGAUUAGCAUCGGCACCCCGAAACAAGACUUCAAAGUAGUUUUUGAUACUGGUUCCUCAAACCUUUGGGUACCCUCAAAAAAAUGUCAUAUGACCAACAUCGCUUGUCAAUUACAUCAUAAAUAUGAUAGUACCAAAUCAUCCUCCUACAAGCAAAACGGUACCGACUUUAACAUUCGUUAUGGUUCUGGAAGUCUUUCUGGUUACUUAUCUACCGACGAUGUAGAUAUCGCUGGACUAACAGUUAAGGAUCAAACAUUCGCAGAAGCAUUAAGUGAACCUGGUUUAGCUUUUAUAGCUGCCAAGUUUGACGGUAUUAUGGGAAUGGCUUACUCUACAAUUUCAGUGGAUCAUGUAACACCAGUCUUCUAUAACAUGGUUAAACAAGGACUGGUGCCACAACCUGUUUUUAGUUUCUAUUUGAACAGAGAUCCUAAUGCCCCCGUGGGUGGAGAGAUGCUCUUGGGUGGUUCAGAUCCAAAUCAUUAUAAGGGUGAUAUGGUUUACGUUCCUGUAGACCAUAAGGGUUACUGGCAAUUCAAAGUGGACAAUAUUAAAGUAGGAGAUGAUGUUGCCGUAUGCCAAAACGGAUGCGAGGCUAUUGCUGAUACAGGCACCUCUUUGAUCGCCGGUCCUGUUGAGGAAGUUAAAGCUAUCAAUAACAAAAUUGGUGCAACACCGAUUAUAGCUGGAGAAGCUGUGGUUGACUGCGACUCAAUUCCCACCUUGCCUACAAUAACAUUCACAGUUGGUGGUCAUGCAUUUUCGCUGAAAGGAGAAGACUAUGUCUUAAAAGUCACACAACUUGGAAAAACAAUCUGUAUGAGCGGAUUCAUGGGAAUGGACAUUCCUCCACCAAGUGGCCCACUAUGGAUUUUGGGAGAUGUAUUUAUUGGUCGUUACUAUACCGAAUUCGAUAUGGGAAACAACCGCGUUGGAUUCGCUGAAGUUAAAUAGAGAUAAUAAUUAACAAAUACUUCUACAUUAUGUAUAUUAUCCGCGACAUAUGUUUUAUUACGUCUGAUAAUUUUUUCUGUUCCGCAUAUUGGAUCAAUUCGUUAUUUCCUGUUCUUUGUAAAGAUAGUGAAAUACUAAUUAGGCGGGCUAGAUAAGCAGAAAAAAAUGUGCAUAAUUGUGAAAGGCGUAAAUUGAAUUCUUCUAAUGAUGAAACAAUUUAAAAAGGACAAUGCAAUAAAUCAUUCUUUUUGUUUUA
Megalopta genalis is the source of this 1579-nucleotide messenger RNA. It is a transcript of the gene cathD, whose product is annotated as cathepsin D. Lineage: Eukaryota; Metazoa; Arthropoda; Insecta; Hymenoptera; Halictidae. Gene Ontology annotation, molecular function: aspartic-type endopeptidase activity. Gene Ontology annotation, biological process: proteolysis; cell death. Gene Ontology annotation, cellular component: lysosome. The record is from RefSeq and is a predicted model, not a curated record.